AUGCCUUCAACAACUGCUUAUCUUGAUUCAUACAAUACAAGUAUUGAUCGAAUUAAUACUUGUAUUAUGUCAGCUGUUUUCUCGCCAGAUAAUACACGUUUAAUCGCUUCUGAUGAUCAAGGUCGUUUAGGAUUAUUUUAUUCGUCACCUCAAAUAUCAUCAAAACCAAUAUUUCUUACAACUUUAUCGAAUACACAUCAAUCACAAAAUAAUUCCAUAUCCAAUAAUAAUAAUAAUAGUAUUUCACUUGCAUCAUCUGCUAAUGGAAUGUUAAUUGUUGUUGGUGGUAGUAAUCAUAAUGGACUUGUACAAGGUUAUCGUUGGUCGGAUAUAAUAUCAAAUAAAAGAACAACGCCAUUACCAUCGGAUGCAUUUUCAUUUGAUCUUGCACGUGGACCUAAUGAAAUAUUUGUUUGUGUACAAGCUCCAACAAAAAAACAACAACAAAAAACAGAUGAAAUCAUCGUUGGAUCAAGUACUGGAACAUUAAGAGUAUUAAAUAUUGAACGACAAACAUUAGUAACAACAGUUGAUGCAGCUCAUAAAGGAACUAUACAUCAAGUUGCAUUUGCUAAUGAUGGAAAACGUGUUGCUUCCUGUUCAGAAGAUGGAACAUGCAAAAUUUGGGAUUUAUCAUCAUCUUCUCAUCAACCAAUUCAUACUAUUGAAACAAAAAAAUGGAUUAGUUGUUGUGCAUUUGAUAUGGCUACAGAUCGUUUGGUAAUUGGUGGUGAAUGUCCAUUAUCACUUUGGCAUUUAGCUAUGUUAAGUUCAUCAACAAAACAAAAACCAUUACUUGUUUAUAAUUCUAUUCCAACACCAAUUUAUUCUCUAGCAUUAUGUUCAGCUGAUGAUGAUACAAUACUUGUUGGUGGUGAAACAAAUAAAUUAUAUUCAAUACCAAAAAAUGGUGAUGAACAAGCAAUGACAAUAAGUCGUCCAACAACUCCCUCACCCAUUUAUACAAUUGCUACAACAAUAAACAAUACUUCAAUGAAAGAAAAUGAAGAUAUUAAAAUUGCUGUAGGUGGUAGUCAUUAUCAUAUUGAUUCAUUUACAAUUACAGAAGCAAAUAUUCGAAAAAUUGGACAUUAUGAAUUUUCGAAAUAA
Molecule: messenger RNA, 1110 nt
Organism: Adineta steineri
Lineage: Eukaryota; Metazoa; Rotifera; Eurotatoria; Adinetida; Adinetidae
Source: the annotation of a GenBank genome assembly